Messenger RNA from Eptesicus fuscus (big brown bat), 534 nucleotides. RefSeq names its product achaete-scute family bHLH transcription factor 5 (gene ASCL5). The record is from RefSeq and is a predicted model, not a curated record. The coding region runs from base 1 to 534 and encodes 177 amino acids. Gene Ontology annotation, molecular function: RNA polymerase II transcription regulatory region sequence-specific DNA binding; DNA-binding transcription factor activity, RNA polymerase II-specific; protein dimerization activity. Gene Ontology annotation, biological process: developmental process; regulation of transcription by RNA polymerase II. The transcript has a single exon. NCBI's taxonomy places the organism in Eukaryota, Metazoa, Chordata, Mammalia, Chiroptera, Vespertilionidae.
AUGAACCGGGGACCACGGACCGUGAACGGUCACUUCUGCCGGGCGCUGGUGGAGCGGGGACCGACGGCGCCCCCCGGCGGCGGCAUGCAGCUGGGGCCCGCGCCCCCGCCCCGGCCCGCGCCCCUGCCCGCGGAGCCCCCGGGCGCCGUGCCCUUCCUGCUGUUCCCGGGCCCCGCCGCCGCCUACGCGGGCCUGUUCCCCUGCGCGCCCGGGCCCGGCGCCCUGGGCGCCUACGACUGCGCCUUCGAGCCCGCCUUCAUCCACAAGCGCAACGAGCGCGAGCGGCACCGCGUGCGCUGCGUGAACGAGGGCUACGCGCGCCUCCGCGGGCACCUGCCGCGCGCGCUGGCCGAGCGGCGGCUGAGCAAAGUGGAGACGCUGCGCGCCGCCAUCCGCUACAUCCGGCACCUGCAGGAGCUGCUGCGCGCGCCCGACGGCCCCCCGCGGCCCGAGCCCGUGCGCGACGCCCCGCCGCCCGCGGGCGCCCACCUCCCCGCCUCGCCGGGCCCGGAGCCCGAGGAACCCAGCCAGUGA